CGCGCGCGAGCCCGCGGAGCCGAGCGGGACCUGCUGGGCCGGCCGGGCCAAUCGCCGGCGCGCGGCCGCCCAUGGGCGCGGAGGCGGCGGGGGCGCGGGUGGCCGCGGCCCGGGCCGCUCCGAGGUGAUCGCGCGCGGCGCCCCCUCCGUGCGCGCAGCCCGAGCCGCCGCAGCGAUGAAUUCUGCCGAGCAGACCGUUACGUGGCUCAUCACCCUGGGCGUGCUGGAGUCGCCCAAGAAAACCAUCUCGGACCCCGAGGUGUUCUUGCAGGCGUCGCUCAAGGACGGGGUGGUGCUGUGCCGGCUCUUGGAGCGCCUGCUGCCCGGGACCAUCGAGAAAGUCUACCCGGAGCCGCGGAACGAGAGCGAGUGCCUGAGCAACAUCCGCGAGUUCCUGCGCGCCUGCGGGGCGUCCCUGCGCCUGGAGACUUUCGAUGCAAAUGAUCUGUAUCAGGGGCAGAACUUUAACAAGGUCCUCAGCUCCUUGGUGACACUAAAUAAAGUGACAGCAGACAUCGGAUUAGGAAGUGAUUCUGUGUGUGCUCGGCCCUCUUCACAUCGGAUAAAGUCUUUUGAUUCCCUAGGAUCCCAGUCUUCACACAGCAGGACUUCAAAAUUGCUUCAGAGCCAGUACCGAAGCUUGGACAUGACUGAUAACGGCAGCAGCCGACUGGUAGUGAGAGCCAAGUUUAACUUCCAGCAGACCAACGAAGAUGAGCUCUCCUUCACCAAGGGCGAUGUCAUCCACGUCACGCGAGUGGAGGAAGGCGGCUGGUGGGAGGGCACACACAACGGCAGGACCGGCUGGUUCCCCAGCAACUAUGUGCGAGAGAUCAAGCCAAGUGAGAAGCCUGUGUCCCCCAAAUCUGGAACCUUGAAGAGCCCCCCCAAAGGGUUCGAUACGACUGCCAUCAACAAGAGCUAUUACAAUGUGGUGCUACAGAACAUCCUAGAAACAGAGCAUGAAUAUUCUAAGGAGCUGCAGUCGAUGCUUUCCACCUACCUGCGGCCACUGCAGACCAGCGAGAAGUUGAGUUCAGCAAACACUUCAUUUUUAAUGGGAAAUCUAGAGGAAAUAUCUUCCUUCCAGCAAGUGCUUGUACAGUCCCUGGAAGAAUGUACAAAGUCUCCAGAGGCCCAGCAGAGAGUUGGUGGGUGCUUCCUGAGCCUGAUGCCGCAGAUGAGGACCCUGUACCUUGCUUACUGUGCCAACCACCCAUCUGCUGUGAGCGUCCUCACAGAGCACAGUGAGGAAUUGGGAGAAUUCAUGGAAACAAAAGGUGCCAGCAGCCCUGGGAUCCUGGUGCUGACCACCGGCCUGAGCAAGCCCUUCAUGCGCCUGGACAAGUACCCUACGCUGCUGAAGGAGCUGGAGAGACACAUGGAGGAUUAUCAUCCUGAUAGACAAGAUAUUCAGAAAUCGAUGACUGCCUUCAAGAACCUUUCCGCCCAGUGUCAAGAAGUACGAAAAAGGAAGGAGCUGGAGCUGCAGAUUCUGACGGAGCCCAUCCGGAGCUGGGAGGGGGAUGACAUAAAGACCCUGGGCAGCGUUACGUACAUGUCCCAAGUCACGAUUCAGUGUGCAGGAAAUGAGGAAAAGAACGAGAGGUAUCUCCUGCUCUUCCCAAACCUCCUGCUUAUGUUGUCUGCCAGUCCCAGGAUGAGUGGUUUCAUCUAUCAGGGAAAACUGCCAACGACAGGCAUGACAGUCACAAAGCUUGAGGACAGUGAGAACCACAGGAAUGCCUUUGAAAUAUCAGGGAGCAUGAUCGAGCGGAUUCUGGUGUCGUGCAACAACCAGCAGGACCUGCACGAGUGGGUGGAACACCUGCAGAAGCAGACGAAGGUCACAUCUGCAGGCAACCCCACCGUCAAGCCCCACUCCGUGCCAUCACACACACUUCCUUCCCAUCCUAUCACUCCAUCCAGCAAACACGCGGACAGCAAGCCUGUGGCACUGACGCCUGCGUACCACACACUCCCCCACCCCUCUCACCAUGGCACCCCACAUACCACCAUCAGCUGGGGACCCCUGGAGCCUCCGAAGACCCCCAAGCCUUGGAGCCUGAGCUGUCUGCGGCCCGCACCUCCCCUCCGGCCCUCAGCUGCUCUCUGCUACAAGGAGGAUCUCAGCAAGAGCCCCAAGACCAUGAAAAAGCUGCUGCCAAAACGCAAGCCUGAGCGCAAGCCUUCGGACGAGGAGUUUGCUGUGCGAAAGAGCACAGCCGCUCUGGAAGAAGAUGCGCAGAUCCUGAAGGUAAUCGAGGCUUACUGCACAAGUGCGAAGACGCGGCAGACCCUGAACUCGACAUGGCAAGGCACUGACCUGAUGCAUAAUCACGUCUUGGCUGAUGACGACCAAUCAAGUCUAGACUCCUUGGGUCGUCGCAGUAGCCUUUCUCGUUUGGAGCCCUCAGACCUCUCGGAAGACUCUGAGUAUGACAGUAUAUGGACAGCCCAUAGUUACAGAAUGGGUUCUGCAUCCCGUUCACGUAAAGAAUCUGCUCCACAAGUUUUGCUUCCAGAAGAAGAGAAAAUUAUAGUCGAGGAAACCAAAAGCAAUGGGCAGACGGUGAUAGAAGAAAAGAGCCUCGUGGACACGGUGUACGCAUUAAAGGAUGAAGUCCAAGAAUUAAGACAGGACAACAAAAAGAUGAAGAAGUCCUUGGAGGAGGAGCAGAGGGCUCGAAAGGACCUUGAGAAGCUGGUGAGGAAGGUUCUAAAGAACAUGAACGACCCUGCUUGGGAUGAGACCAAUCUAUAGACUGGCCACACUCUCAGGGCCGAGACAGCAGCUCCCAGACAAGGUCGGGCCACUGGCCCGAUGCACAGUGACAUUCAGGACUGAGGAAGGUGGUCGUCAUCGGGCGAGAGGCAGUGACGAGCUGCUGCUGAAGUGGCUGAUGUGAGCUGUGGACAUGAGGCCUGUGCUGAGCAGGGCUCUACCGCUGCUGCUUGCAGGGACUGAGCAGGGGCCUCCGGCUUUUGGACUUCAGUUGAAUCUAAAAAGCAUACCUGUGUUCUUCUUGUAAAUACUGAAUUCGGAACACAUGCCUGACAUGUGGCUGGCCUAACCCUCUUGCUAGGACUUCCUUCUCAGCCUUUCUGGCCACGGGGAUUAAAAGUGGUGUUCCUGAAGUGCUGCAGGCAGGAGGGAGGAGCAGCCGGGGCAGCUGUGUGACUGUUUUAGCGCAGUCUCCAUGGUGCCGUCAGGAAUACCCCAUUCAGGCACUGUUGUCUUCUUAACUGCAGUAUUCGCUCUCAGGCUGUGGCUGUGUCCAGGGCAACAUGGAGUCUAGGAAGGUGACAUCACUGUCUGCCUGUGCAGCGCGCUCCUGCUGCCUGCCCUGCCUGGGCCCUGGAGAAGCAGGCCAGCCGUGUGCGUCUUGGCUGCCCUCCCCUAAGGGAACUAGACCCUGUACAUAGGCGUGUUAUUUAUUCCAUGUUCUCUAGCCGGUGCUGCUGGGCAGGGUUUGGCUGCAGGCUGUUUUCAGCCAUGAGCUCCGCUUUGCCUUCGGCUGCAGUCAACGUUGUCCAGGCCACUGAAAGGCCCUCCUUCCCCUCCUUGACGAGAAUAAAGCAAUACAUAUCCCAAGUUGAACUACACAGGGAAAGCCCCAAAGGACCAUGCCCUGGCGUGCCCGUCCGCAACUCUGCUGCCUCCCCAGGCCCAGGCAGGCCCUGUAAGUCUGGUGGCCUGGGCUAGAGGCACUGUUUGAUGUUGGUCCAGGGCUUGCCUCUGGUUUGGCAAUAAGUGACAGUGACCUCAGGAGCUUGGCGGUCUACAUCCUUCCUCUGGAGAGGUUGUUUUGAGGUCAGAGAUUCUUCUGCAUAGAAGGGUGUUUGUCUUUAAACACUCAGUAGCAGCAUGGCUGCCGGGCCUCAGCAUAGCCUCUCUUUCUAGGACCUGGCCCCUGCUCGCCCAUCCUGUGUGGAGGUUUCCGAGCAGGCGUUUGGAGGCCCUUGGCGUUCCUCCACACUGGCUGGCUGCAGUGUCCACCUUGCGUCUGUCAGGAUCCGGCAGGCCUCGCUUGACCUCUCGGCAGCAAUUCCCACUCCUUUUAGCGUGUUACCGGUCUGUGCUGGGAGGGAGAAGAUGAAGGGUACUCCUGUUCUUUCUGGUCAGCUCUGCUUCCAAGCACUUUGCUGACCCGAAAGACAGUGCAGCAGAAGACGGUGCAUUUGCUGUCACAGUAGACCUUAACUCAGGAACAGCAGGCCCUGCAUCUGCCCACUGCUGGCAGCAGGUACCCGGGGUUGCUGUGUGGCUCCGCCAAGAGUAGGCAAAGACCCUGUGUGCCGCUGUCCUCAGCACCGCCGGGUCGCCGUCCUCGCCCCAGGACAAUGUCUUACAGACCUGCCUUAAUGAUUAGCUUGGAGACUUCCAUGAGUAUUCAUGUUCCAACACCCUCCCCCUGGGCAGGGUGGCUGGGGGUCGAGUGAGCACGCUGCCUUUUUCUGUCACCCAGCGUCUUCCAGGCUCUCCAGGGAGCGAGCGUUUGCAUCCGAGAGCAGUUCUUUUUAGAAACCAGCCCUGUUGUACACCCAUUUCUCUGCUCCAGUCUCUGCGGGCAGGGCUUCGCUGUCAACAGCACAGGGCGCCAUUCCCCAACUGUUAUUCCUCCGUCCUCUCUUAAGGGAUGAGGGGCACUAAGCCAUUUCCUCUCCUGUAGAUGUGAAGCACUUUCCGUUCUGAACCAUGUUGCAAUGUAGCAGCCCCUGAUGCUCCAUUGUCCUCUCCCAUCUGCUGUCCAUGCGCCUGUGUGCACUUCAUGCCAAUCCCCCACUUCCUGGGAUGCCCGGGGCAUCCUGACAUCACAGGACAGCCGGUGUUGACCACUGCAGCGUGUGUGCUCUCUCCUUGGAAUUAUUAAACUCCCUAUUUUUCUUAUCUCAUAA
Molecule: messenger RNA, 4899 nt
Organism: Meriones unguiculatus (Mongolian gerbil)
Lineage: Eukaryota; Metazoa; Chordata; Mammalia; Rodentia; Muridae
Gene: Arhgef7
Product: Rho guanine nucleotide exchange factor 7
Exons: 22
Coding region: 176-2764 (862 amino acids)
Biological process (GO): intracellular signal transduction
Molecular function (GO): protein binding; guanyl-nucleotide exchange factor activity
Source: RefSeq, a predicted model, not a curated record